AGAGUGUGGGAUCCCUUGAUGCUUAUCACAUCUCAUACAAGUGGGCAUUACCAGCACCAGCACUCGGCAUUUCCAAUGCCAACAGAGGCCAAAGACGGUGUGCUGGGAUCUCCUUCUUGCAUUGUUGUAGAGAUGAACAGGUGGUCCGUAAUGCAGAAAAGCAAACGCAUGUUUGCUUGCUGAGCCAAGGACAGAGCAGAUGGGCAUACCAUUGGCUCUUCUCAGCAUCCCACCAGCAGCAGUGCCACCACCACUACCUUCCGGGAGCUGCCGUGAAUCAAAUGUGGGUUUGUGGAAAAUUGGCGGCGGCGGCGCGAUCUCGGUCGGUAUUGCAUUCGCUGGUGUGCCACGGCGAGGAGAAGGAGGUGAUGGAUCGAUAUUCUCGUUGAAUCAGAUUCUGACAGUUCGUCAUUCUCCAGUUCCUUUCCCAAAUGUAUCCCUUCCAUUACCCGGAGGGGCCGAAGACUUGUUGUCGGGGAGGCGGACGUCGUCGCCGGAUUCGAAGCGUCCACAAGUCCGUGAUUACGACCGCAUAUUACGGGCGUUUGUACGUACAGUCGGGCGGCAUAUGCAUAGCUCUCCGCUCUCUUCACUCCAUGUCGCUUUUCCUCCACAGCAUUCUUGCUUUCCUUUUCUUUUUUUCUUCCUUCCACUUUGCAAUCGCCUCACGGGACGAGCCAGGAGUAGUUAUAGAUCGUGCAGGUGAGACAAAGGCUUCGGUCGGCCUAACGGCUGUAGAAGACGUUAGCCCGCUUCCAAACAGGCCCCUCCACACUUUGGCAGCGUACCCGAUGGAUGCGGCCUUGACAUGGCGGAUAGCCGCAUAAUACCUGUGGCCAAUUCUACUGACACUAGGC
Messenger RNA from Colletotrichum phormii, 857 nucleotides. RefSeq lists its product as uncharacterized. The transcript has a single exon. Lineage: Eukaryota; Fungi; Ascomycota; Sordariomycetes; Glomerellales; Glomerellaceae. Bases 200 to 706 code for a protein of 168 amino acids. The record is from RefSeq and is a predicted model, not a curated record.